This is a messenger RNA of Condylura cristata (star-nosed mole), 1044 nucleotides long. RefSeq names its product transmembrane protein 216 (gene TMEM216). Gene Ontology annotation, cellular component: ciliary transition zone. The coding region runs from base 145 to 570 and encodes 141 amino acids. The transcript has 5 exons. The record is from RefSeq and is a predicted model, not a curated record. Gene Ontology annotation, biological process: non-motile cilium assembly. Lineage: Eukaryota; Metazoa; Chordata; Mammalia; Eulipotyphla; Talpidae.
GCGGCCCCGGCUCCGAGUAACCACUGAGUCCGUGGGGGAGCAGAGGGGCCAGCAGCCGGGGCCGCUCUGUCCCCCUCUUCCGGCAGCGCCUCGCUGCUCCGGGAGCGGCUGUAGCCGCGUACGCAGUUUCCAUGGGGACUGAAGAUGGCGUCGCGAGGUGAACGACUGUCCUCCACUCCCCUGGAAAUCCUGUUCUUUCUGAACGGGUGGUAUUAUGCUACCUAUUUCCUGCUGGAACUCUUCAUCUUUCUGUAUAAAGGUCUGCUGCUCCCAUAUCCAACAGCCAAUCUAGUAUUGGAUGUGGUGAUGCUUCUCCUUUACCUUGGCAUUGAAGUAAUUCGACUGUUUUUUGGGACAAAAGGAAACCUCUGCCAGCGAAAGAUGCCCCUUGGAAUCAGUGUGGCCUUGACCUUCCCAUCUGCCAUGAUGGCCUCCUAUUACCUGCUACUGCAGACCUAUGUGCUCCGCCUGGAAGCCAUCAUGAACGGCAUCUUGCUCUUCUUCUGUGCCUCGGAGCUGCUGCUUGAGGUGCUCACUCUGACAGCUUUCUCCAGUAUGGACAGGAUUUGAAGUGGAAAAUUCCAGCCGGCAGCCCUCAGGGGCUGAGACCACAUACACUUCUGCCACACCAGUGAGAAGUGAUGGGCCACAUUGACCUGGGGGUCGCUGCUUUUUUUCAGCAUAGACUUUGGGGUCACAAAGGCUGCUUAAGGCCACUGGGCACCAUCUGGACCAUUGCCCAGAGACUUCUGUCCUCCAGUGUGGGAGGUGGAGUGGGCAAGACUGGCCCUUCUCAGAACUGGUCCCCUGCUGACCUCAAGUUCUCUUCAUCAUCGUGGCCAGAGCACCUUGCCUGGGCCACGCAGGCUCCUUGGGCUUCCGGCAGGACCUCACCACACGCUCCUUCCGUGCUGUGCCACACGGGCACAGCCCCAGGACAGUGAGUUCCCAGAACGAUGCAAAAACCGCUCAUUCAUCCCUCGGAGACAGAGCUCCAGGACUUCUUUGGUAGAUCAUAGUGUUAUUUUUCUACUCUCAUCAUGA